Messenger RNA from Zeugodacus cucurbitae (melon fly), 6158 nucleotides. RefSeq lists its product as uncharacterized. Lineage: Eukaryota; Metazoa; Arthropoda; Insecta; Diptera; Tephritidae. Bases 765 to 4880 code for a protein of 1371 amino acids. The record is from RefSeq and is a predicted model, not a curated record. The transcript has 11 exons.
UUUGUGUUACAAUACGCAGAAGUUAAUAAAUAUGUCUGCAAAGAAUUGUUAGAAGAAAUGUGUUGCUAAAGUGAAGAAAGAGCGAGUUCGCAAGGAAGUUCAUGACUUCCGCAAAAGCAAAGAUUUAAUUGAUUUUUCGCCCAUGGUGAUUGUGAGCGUGUAUAUGUGUGUGAAAUACAGCUGCUGCAAAUUCGCAGGCUGCACAAUACAGAAAAUUAGAAAACAGAGCUAUAUGCAUACAUAAUGUAACGGACGAAACUAAUAAAAAACAAAAAUCAAACCACGUCUCGUCUAUCAAAUCAAACGAACUAUCUACACACACUCAUACAUACCAUUCGUUUGUCAUACAGCGGCAUUAACCAAUUGAAGCAAAACGGCACCAGAGCCUAAACACAGUAUACUAUAAACAGCAAAAGCGGCCAUCACAACAUCACCAGUGCCAACAGACUUAGAGACCCCCUGACAUUUAAAUUUUUUCCUACACUUUUGUGGUACAUUGCUUUGGAUUUUUUUUCGUGCAGCAAACGCGCGCAUCAAUAAUAUUAUCUCUAGCAGCAACAGUGUCGUCUACGGUAGCUGCAUUUACAGUCUAAACUACAGCUCAAAAAUCACAGUGCCGACAUCGAGGAAACUAUAGGAGCGAAACCACAACGCGCCGUGACGAAGUCGUCAUAUAGUCUUUUUGCUGAAUUUGUGGAUAAAAUGCAUCAGUAAUUGAUAAGCUUUGCUUAAUUGCAAAACUCAGUAGCCAUAAAAGGAGGAACAUGUCCGCCAUAUUAUUAUCUCAGGAUUCUGAACAACAAAACCAACAAGCAGAUGAAUUGCAAUUGGAUAAGCUCGCAUUUAUUGAGGACUCGUGUAACGGUUUUAGUGAGAAAAUAAGCAAUGAACCAGAAAUCAUCCCGCAAUUACCACCAAGCUCUCCAAGUAUUCCAAGUACCGAUAGAAAAGUUGCCGAUUCCAUCAAUAUUGAAACCGCCGACCCACAAUUUGAGAGCGAUUGCAAUGACCUCUUGAGUAGCAAAAUGGCGUCUCUAGCGUUGAAUGAGGGCGACUAUCAAUGCGAUGGCGGCAGUGAUAGUGGCCUUGACACAGCGACCACAAAGCUGGCGGUUGGAACAAUGGUUGGCAGUAACGACAACAUUGACAGCAAUUGCAAUGAAAAAGGUAGUGUCGCCACAAAAAAUAGUACAUUACAACGUGCGUUGAGUAGUACAAGUGGUGGCUACGCCAGCUGUACUGGCGGUGUAGACGAUGUCAAUAAUCAUGCAACGAUGCAAGUGCCGUUGCCACCGACUAAUGUGAGUAACGCCAGCAUGCACGGCCUAAAUACAUCGGGAAACUCUAGUUUGCUUAGUUGUGGCUCAGAGUUGGCGACCAGCACCACCAACGGUGCAGUGUCCUCAGCAACGCAAAGUUUUGAGUGUUAUAGUGAGAAUGGCAGCGAGAGUUCUUCAAUGCUGGGCGGUGGCACUGUAUCAACAACACCAGCGCGACGUUCGAACAGUACUAAAUCUAAAAUGAGAGUUUAUGAGGCUGGUCGUGGUGCUUUUGCCACUCCAAUGUCCCGCAGUAUGCGCGAACGUGAUUGCAGCAGUACACCAAUUUCUGGAAACUCAACUGCUGCUGGUAGUACCCAAGUUGGUAGCGCAACAACACCACGUACGCGUCCUGUUGGUGUAAAACGUACUUCAUCUUUGUCGCGUCAUGUACCUGCAGUAGUUUCGACAAUAGCACAACGUCAAGCUGACAAACCACAGUCGAUUAAUGCUACUAAUACGACUUUAAUGGCGGCAGCAACUUCAUCCUUCCGCUCCGCUACGACGACACGUGCCACAAAACCACAAAAGCCGGAUUCCUUGCCGAACACUUUGAGUCGCACGCAAUCGAUGAGCAUGCAACGUCUGGUACAACGUACACCCUCAUUGAGCCGAGCGCGUACGCCUUGCACACCACAAGAGGAUGGCCGUUGGCCCGGUAAUUCCCGCACCCCAAACACUACUACCGGAGCAUCGAAGCGCGGAGUGUCCGCGACUCCAGAUUUGAUGUCACUAAAGAUGCGCUCCUCAAAUAUGAUGGCAUCAAUAGAGCUCAAGUCUACCAGCAAUAAUUCCAGCUCAAAUCCAUACAGUACCCUGCCGCGGCGGCGCAAACAAAAGUCCGUCGAAGACUUGACGGCGACACCGGACUCGCGCAGCAGUUCAAUAACACGUGACACUCGUAUGACCACGUCAGUAAUGGUAAGCACGCGCAGAAGUCUAGUAAGCGCCUUUGGUGCAUCGCCUCAAAACAAUCAACCGCGUUCACUGAUACAUACGCGAAAAACACCAGCGCAGCCACCUAAAACGCGCAUUUACCAUGAGACCAGCGUUCAGACGGCGCUGACUGGUGAAGAUCUGGAGAAUGUGUUUGCUGGGCGGACACCCGCAACGCGUGCCGUAGAUGCAGUGGAACAGCAUGAACAGACCACACAGACUGAUAUACGUGAUGCCGAAUUGGAGCGAUUACGGGAUGAAGUGCGUCAAUUAGCGCAGCGUGAACAUGAACUGAGCGCUAAGCUUCAACACGAACGUGAAGAGAAGUUGGCCACACAACGUGAAUUGAAUUUGAAUACAGAACGUGUGAUGAGCAUGUUGGAAAAGGCACGAUUAGCGGGAGGAAAAUACGGACUUUCUGGCGGCAGCGUGAGUGGCAUUAGUUUGGACGGUGACGCUACAACGCCAACUUCAGACGAGGGUAGCGGAAGCGGGCACGACAGUUUACUAAUGUUGGAAUCGCAAAUACAAAUGAGCGGGCAUGAGUUAAUCGAGCGCCAGCAUGAAAUUGGUCAGCUGCGUCAGUUAUGCCGGACCCUGCAGCUGGAAAUGAAUCGUUCACUAGCAGCGCAGGAAUGCUUACUGCAAGAGAAAGCCGCCAUCGAGCAGGAGUCGAGUGAAUUACAAGACUUUUUGCAACAUGAAAAAUCAGCAUUAUGUGAUGCAUUAAAAGAAUUGGAGAGCGAGCAUCAAGUCUGCAAGCAACAGUUGUCGGGGCGUGAAGAAGAGGUGAAGGUGUUGCGCGACGAAUGUCGUCACUUGGUGCGGCUCAAUGAACAGCGAAGACAGGAGAACCGUAUGCUGCAAUCCAAAUAUGCAGCGCUUGAAAGUAAAUCAAAAGAAAUGAUGAUGCAACAAAACUACUCGGUAUCUGGCGCAUCUGCUGCAUUGUCAGGCUUGCAUUCGCGUUUGGACAGCCUAGUUGAACAACUGGUCUCUACUUAUAAUAUAACUGAACACGACUUGGAGGACAUUGGAUUCCAGCCAGAAGUGCAACAACAAAAUCACAGUAACGUGUUAGAGACGCGAUCAACACAAAGUGUCGAAGAUUAUCUAGGUCGUUUACCUUCGAACAUCAAUGCAAACGGGCUGGACUUCUGCACACACUCCCAACAGUUCUUACCACAGUCGAGUGAUGGAUCUUUGUCGCCACAAAGAAAUCAAUCAUUUAUCGCGGCCGUAAUAAGUGCCAUACGAAAUGCAACUACUCCGUCUAGCAAGAAACUAUUGGCGCGAAAUGGAAAACGCAUUAGUAUUGAGAACGCGCCUGCGAGCGAUUUAAACGGCCAGGUUACGUCAAAAAAUAAUAACAACUACAAUGGGGAUACAAAGAAUGGAGGUGGUGAUGAUUCCGAUUCCACCGAGAUGCUCGAUUCGGAAACAGAACCAUGUUUAAUGAUGGAUAACGUAUUGGAAGAUGUGACCAUGCCCGAUUCUCAUUCACACAAUAUGGUCUCAUCAUGCACGGGCAUCGUUGCUCAAUUGGAAGUACCAUCCGAACUGGUCAAUCCCGCGUCUGGCGAUGAAUCAUUGCAUAACUUGUCGCAAGCUAUUGUGAAUCGUCAACAGAUGGAAUUGCAGAUCAGCAACAUGCAAAGUGUACAAAAAGCGUCGUUGCAGUUGAAUCAAUGCGAGCUCGAUAACUCGGAUGAUGCUAGUUGCCAUGAUUCGGUGGCUGAAAUGCCCUCUCUAAUGGAGUAUUGCACAGCCCAAGCAGUGGUGGACCAGGUCAUCGAAGUGGACAGCCUGGUAACUAAAUUGCUCAAGGUCCUGCGUCUCAUACAAAUGGACAACGAUAAUUGCAUACAGCAACUUAUUGUCGAUAAGAAUAAGUUACAAGAAAAUAAAGAGGAUAUGUUGGAGAAAAUAAAAGAUUUGCAGGAUGUGAAUAUAAAGUUGCAAGAUGAGCUAAUGGAUGCCACACAAGAGCUAAUGCUUAAGAACAACGAUUUGUCCAACACGAAAGCUGAAAUGCAGCGACACCGCAAUGAAAUCGAUCGUCUAACGCAGGACAUUUGCAAUUUGAGCACGCUCUGCAGCAAUUACAAAAAGCUCUCACCAACGGUGGAGUUUUCGCCUUUGCAACAGCAAUUACUCUGCCCAAACCAAACAUUAUUGCAGAACAUAACACCCGAUGAGGAGGGCGAAAUCAUUGACAAUGGUGUCGAAAAUGAUGCUGAAAGCAUUUUGAAUUUAUUGAAAAUGUGGCAGACAGAGGGUCAAUUCCAGCAGCUCAAGAUUCGAGAUUUCCUCAGCGCGUUUGCUAAGUGCCAGCGGUGUGCGCCUGAGCAAAAGCAGGAGAACAGCAGCAGCAAUGAGCGCUUGCGUGUGUACGCCAACCAAUUGGAGAAUGUGUUGUCAGUGCUGCAAACAUGCGAACAAUCAACGCUCAAUUAUGCGGAUCUGCAGAAGCUGCGCUGCGACAUUGAGAUAGUUAAGGCGAACGCCAAUUGGUCAAGUAUAAUCGUUGACCGAGCGGCGGAAAUGAAUUGCAACAAUGCCAGUAAUAACAGUAAGGAGGAUGUAAAUGCGAAUGCUGCAAACGGGGAGAAGGAAGUCAAUUGAUAAAUGAAUUAUUUAAAUAGUGGGUUUCCUAUAAAUAGCAUAUGACGAAAGUUAUUCAGGAUAUUUAGAUGAGACAUCAGAAUAAUUCGCUCCAGACGCCAUCCACAAAUGUCCAUUUAUGUAUAUUUAUUAACUAAUUAGCAUUAUUUAUUGCAUAAUAGAACUUACGUUUAAGGGCCUAAAAUGACAAAGAAAUUAAUAGUUUUGUAAAGCAUGCAUAGCGUUUGACGUCAAUAAUCCGUUGCUUGGCUUCGUUGGGCAAAUAAAUUGAUUGAAAUAAAAACUAGCUUAUAUGUAUGUAUGCGUUAAGAAGAGACUUAUUUAAAUAUCGUUACUGAAAUAUGUGAAAGCUUGACACACAUGUUUGAAUAUUUAUGCUCCUAUUACUCACAACUGCCAGUUCAGUUGCAAUUUGGUAUUUUCGACAAUUCAACCAGUCAAAAAUUUUAAGUUGAACUGUCCUUCAACUUUUUGGGAUAUUACCGUUUACAAUCACCACAUCAACAACUGAAAACUUUUUAGAAGUAGUUCCUUAUAAUUCGAAAAAUAAAUCAGUUCCACUUUUCUAAACUUAUUUUUAAUCAGCACCUUUGUAUAAAUAAAGAAAUAUGACACAUAUUAUUUUUUUCCGGAGAAAAAACUUUGACCUUUCAUAGUAUCUGUCAUAUGUUUAAGCUUGAAGAAAAAGUUUUACAUACCAUUGAAUUUAGAAGCAAAAUAAGAUUUUACCUAUGUUUUGGUAUUUUUAGUAACUAAAACCUGCAAUUUAUUAUAACUUUUCUAAAAAGUCCUUUUUUUCGAACUUCGAAUUCAAAUAUUUCGAUUUUGGAGGCUAUCUUCGAAAAUUGUAGAAUGCACUUCUUUUUCUUACGACUCAAUCUGUUGAAAAAAUUUAGUUUGGUCCAACACCCAGAAAAAAAGUAUAUUUUGCCGUAUAAUUUUAUUUUAGGAUUAACGCGGUAAAUUCAUUAAAAAGUUUUAAUUUUCAAUCAAAAAAAUGUAAAAAUUUUCAAGGUUUUCGCUCUAUUUCAGUAACGAUUACAAGAAACGUAAAGAUAGUAUAGCUAAUAUACAAUAUAAGAGAGAAUUAAGUAAAAUGGUUUACAGCGGAUUGUCUGUUAUUGUGUUUUCGAAAUUGCCAUUGUAUGUACAGUUAUGCGCAAACUAAUAACUAUAAGUUCAAUAAUAUCUAUGGCGGUUCAAAAAUACAAUUCGUCUUUCAAUUGAAUUACAUAAAAUAAAUUAUCCUAUUUUAGAAUCUUAUUAUAAACUAACUCU